CCGAAAAUGUUAGGCAAAACAACUAAACUGGAAAUUUUCUCAAUUUUAUUUUUCCUGUUGUAACCGCCGGAUAUACUCGUAAACAAUGAAAUAUAAUCCAUCUUUGUGCACGAAUUUUACAAAAUUUAUUUCAAAAAGUCAAUAAGAAAUUUAGUGUUUGCAUGGAAGUGUUUGUGAAAUGCCAAACGGAAGUAAGAAGCGACCAGAUACGCUUGAAUUAGAGGUGCUCGGUAGUCAUCAUAAUGAAAUAUCCGAUGAUGAAACUGUUAAUAAAGAACCACGUACAUCAAAUACACUAAACAAUAAAUCCUCAAUCAAUACGGAUACCAAAUUGCAAAAUGAAGAGGAAACCGUAACCACGACACGACGACGUUGGUUUCAAUUUGGGCGCAAAGCUCAUAAACGCUCAACAUCAGCUGACAGAAAGCGCAGCCACAACACUGCCCCCACUUUAGCAAAGCCAGAAGCAACAACAAUCGCUAACUCCACCAACACAAUUACCACACCACUAGCAAACUUGCCAACACAUCAAACAAUACCGGAUGUUGCUGCUGUAUUGCCGCGCAGUAAUUCCAAAAAACGUCGCAGUAAAACACAAAGUGAAAGCCUCUAUAGUUUAGCUACACUAGCACAAACUGGCGAAAUCCAAAUACUACAACCGCAUUCUGCACCGAACGUGCACAAUAAGCACGAUGAUUCAUCCGUGGUAUGGACGCCACCACAGCAAAUCCGUCCGAAUUCAGCAGACAAUAUUAUAUCAGUUGCGAAAGCAAAGGAUGCUGAGAGCACUUUAUGUAAUCUAGAAGCACAAGAACAAAAAUUUCUAAACCCUUAUGGAUUUCGUGAUACACGUGAACAAGUUUUAUUAACAACGGAAGUUGAAGCAGAAGAUGAAAUUGAUGAUCCACAGUUUUCACGUAAAAAUGUGGCAACUGGAUUUUUUGCUAAUAUUAUGUCAAUCUUCAGUAAAUUGGCAAUUUGGAAGCAUAGUAAUUGUUGUAGACGUCGUUCAAUAGCCAAAACCAAUGGUAAUGGAAGUGAAAGUAUUGCUACACGGAAAAGUUUGAAUGCCAGUUCGGACUUUGAACAGUUCUCAGCUACUCCUGGCGGCAGUAGCGUCUUUUCAACUGCCAAAGAAAAAGGGAUAAAACGGCUGUCGCAAAUACGGCGUCGACGCAGUUCUUAUUACUUUUCUGAUAAUGAACGCAGAAUACGUGCCAAUGAUAGAGAAUUUAAUGCCCAAUUUAAAUAUGCUGACAACUUCAUUCAUACAUCGAAAUACUCGCUGCUGACGUUUUUGCCACUUAAUCUUUUGGAACAAUUUCAACGUCUUGCCAAUUUUUAUUUUCUUUGCCUUCUAGUACUGCAACUGAUACCAGCGAUAUCCUCACUGACGCCAGUAACUACGGCCAUACCAUUAAUUGGCGUACUAACGCUGACAGCUGUUAAGGAUGCCUACGACGACAUUCAAAGACAUCUGUCGGAUUCACAGGUGAAUAAUAGAAAAUCCAAACUACUUAAACAUGGAAAAUUGGUGGAUGCAAAAUGGUCAGGAGUGCAGGUUGGUGAUGUCAUACGUUUGGAAAAUAAUCAAUUUGUCGCUGCGGACAUACUCCUGUUAACAACAUCUGAACCAAAUGGCUUGUGUUUCAUUGAGACAGCUGAGUUGGAUGGCGAAACGAAUCUUAAGUGUAAGCAAUGUUUAACAGAAACCGUAAGAAUGGGACAAGAUGUUGAGCAACUAUGGACGUUCAAUGGAGAAAUCAUAUGUGAGAGGCCAAAUAAUUUAUUGAAUAAAUUCGAUGGCACAUUAAUAUGGAGAAGCCAAAGAUACGCAUUAGAUAAUGAAAAAAUCCUUUUAAGAGGCUGUGUACUGCGUAACACGCAAUGGUGCUAUGGUGUUGUGGUCUUUGCCGGCAAAGACACCAAAUUAAUGCAAAAUUCUGGUAAAACACAAUUUAAAAGCACUGGCGUUGAUAGACUAUUAAAUUUUAUUAUAAUUGGUAUUGUACUUUUUCUACUUUCUAUAUGUGCAUUUUUUACCGUAGCUUGUGCUAUUUGGGAAGGUAUGAUGGGCCAAAAUUUUCAGGUGUAUCUGCCUUGGGAAAAUAUAAUUCCUAAAGAUAUAGCACAAGGCGCCACCGUUAUUGGUUUGUUAGUAUUUUUUUCUUAUGCAAUUGUUUUAAACACUGUUGUGCCAAUAUCUCUCUACGUUUCAGUAGAGGUGAUACGUUUCGUCCAAUCAUUUCUUAUAAAUUGGGACGAAGAUAUGUACUAUGAACGUACGAAAACACAUGCCAAAGCUCGUACCACCACACUUAACGAGGAACUGGGACAAAUACAAUAUAUCUUUUCGGAUAAAACCGGAACAUUAACACAAAAUAUAAUGACGUUCAAUAAAUGCAGUAUUAACGGACGCACCUAUGGUGAUGUCAUCGAUAUGCGUACCGGAGAAGUUAUCGAAAUAACAGAUAAGCAAAAUAAUCAAGAAACAUGCAACAAAAGCACAUCGACAACAUUUUUAAUACAUAAAGUCGACGUACAUCCGAAAACAGACUCCAUAUUAGUCGCGGAAGAUGACGGAGUAAAUACAACGACGAAAACAUCAACAACAACACCAAUAACCUCAACACCAUCUCCAAAUUUACCAAUAUCCGCACCAUCAGAUGUUGUCAAUACUGCAAAUAGAACUUUUGACGAUUCAUCGCCAUCCAUAUUAGUCACAGAAGAUAACGGAGUAAAUACAAUGACGAAAACAUCAACAUCAACACCAAUAACCUCAACAUCAUCUCCAAAUUUACCAAUAUCCGCACCAUCAGAUGCUGUCAAUACUGCAAAUAGAACUUUUGAAGAUUCAUCGCCAUCAUCAUUAAAUUCUAGUAAUGCGGACAUACCAACCAGUACGAAACGUAAAAAAUGUUAUUUUAAUCGUGAAGAGUCUUUUCAAUCGAUUUCAUCUGGGAACAUCCCUGUGGACACUACACAAAAAUCAACACGACGUCGUACAGGCAGCGAAAGUGAGAAAGUAAUAGUUAACGAUUUGCCAGAAAAAACACCAUAUAACUCAGUUAACCACAACAACAACAGCAACAAUAACAGCAAUAAAAAUACAUAUAAUGCCAACAAAAAAAUGACAGCAAACGUCACUAGUAACAUUGAUGUAACUGAUGAGAAUGCAAUAAUAACACCAAAAACAACAUUUACAUCAGCACCUCUUGCACCCAUUUCUGCAAUUCCAUUAUAUUCACCACCUUCAUAUCUGCAAUCACCAUUAAAUUCACCACAUUGUGCAAUGCCCAUACUAAAUUGCUCAUGUAAACAAAUUGAAAAGCACCACUCCAUUGCAACAAAAACAAAUUACAAAGAAAGCACCAGUAGCAAAACAAACGCCAAUAAUAACAACAGCAGCGCCAUCUACAGGGACACAUCCUGUUGUACGCAAAUUUAUUUGUGCCAAAAUGAUCACACAAAUACAAAAAGCUAUAACAAUAUAUAUACCUGCACCAAAGUUAAUUCUAAACACGAUAUCAGCACAACAACACCAAAAAACAACAACAACCGCACUAAAACCACCGAUUUUAUAGUUAACACAGACACUUAUGCUAAUAAUUGGACUUAUGCCACCACACAUCAGAAAGUGCACGCUAUUAAAAGUGUCGAUUUCUCCGAAAAUCCCGAAUAUGAGCCAGAUUUUCGAUGGUAUGAUAAAACUCUACUGGAUGCAGUGCGCUCUGAUGAAGAGCAUGCACAUAACUUUUUUCGUUUGCUGGCGCUAUGUCACACAGUAAUGGCUGAAUAUGUAGAUGGCAGACUUGAAUAUCAAGCCCAAAGCCCCGACGAGGCAGCCUUAGUAUCAGCGGCACGGAAUUUUGGUUUUGUGUUUCGAUCUCGGACGCCAAACAGUAUAACCAUUGAAGUUAUGGGUAGAAGUGAGGAGUACGAACUAUUAAAUAUUUUAGAUUUUAAUAAUGUACGCAAGCGCAUGUCAGUGAUAUUACGUCGUGGUAAUAAUAUAAUUCUAUACACUAAGGGUGCUGAUAAUGUGAUUUAUGAUAGGUUAAGUACUAGUCAAGAAGAUAUUAAGGCACGGACUUUGGAGCAUUUAAAUAAAUUUGCUGGCGAAGGCUUGCGUACAUUAGCGUUGGCCGAGCGUAGACUUGACGCAACUUAUUAUAACAACUGGAAUCAACGUUUUUUAGAUGCUUCAAUAUCUUUAGAUCACCGUGAAGAAAAACUUAAUGUCAUGUAUGAAGAAAUUGAAAGCGAAUUGAUGCUUGUAGGUGUAACAGCUAUUGAAGAUAAACUGCAGGAUGGUGUACCACAUACGAUAGCUAAUUUACAAGUAGCAGGCAUAAAAAUUUGGGUGCUUACUGGUGAUAAACAAGAGACUGCUAUAAAUAUUGGUUAUUCAUGUCAAUUGCUCACAGAUGAGCUAGCGGAUAUUUUUAUAGUUGAUGGUAGCUCACUGGAAGAAGUUGAGAAGCAGUUACGUCAAUUUAAGGAAUCAAUAAGAAUCGUCAAUAGAUUUAGACCCACACCGCUUGAGCCAGCUGUAAACUUGAAUUUAAAUGGUGCUCAUACAGCAAGAAGGAGUCCCUCAUCACCUUUGUCGCCAUUUAGAGCGCAAAUAUCACCACCGCCAGCACCAGCGAUAUCGGUUGUUACAUUUAGGUGGGAUGAAGAGAAUAUUAAAGAAAAUAGGGGCGAACCGGACAGUGCGGAAGUGAGUGAACUCUACGAUGGUCUCGAAAAAGGUAGCAGCGCUUCGGCACAUCAUUUGAAAGACGAUUUGGCUGACGAUAGCAGUGGGUUUGCGAUUGUUAUAAAUGGACAUUCAUUAGUGUAUUGCCUACUACCGGAAUUAGAAGAGAAAUUCUUAGAGGUUGCUUUACAAUGUAAAGCUGUUAUUUGUUGUCGUGUAACACCGCUGCAAAAAGCUUUAGUUGUGGAAUUAAUUAAACGUUCUAGAAAUGCUGUGACUUUGGCAAUAGGUGAUGGUGCAAAUGAUGUGUCCAUGAUAAAAGCUGCUCACAUUGGUGUCGGCAUCUCAGGGCAAGAGGGUAUGCAAGCAGUUCUCGCUAGUGAUUAUUCGAUAGCACAAUUUCGUUACUUAGAACGACUUUUAUUGGUGCACGGUCGUUGGUCAUAUUAUCGAAUGUGCAAAUUUCUAAGAUACUUUUUCUACAAAAAUUUUGCAUUUACACUUUGUCAUUGUUGGUACUCUUUCUUCUGUGGAUUCAGCGCCCAGACUGUUUUCGAUCCGAUGUUCAUAUCAGUAUACAAUUUAUUUUAUACUUCACUCCCUGUAUUGGCUUUGGGCAUCUUUGAGCAGGAUGUGUCGGACAAACAUAGUGUUGAUUUUCCAAAACUUUAUACCCCCGGUUUAAGAAGUCAACUAUUUAAUAUAAGAGAGUUUGUAUACAGCGUUCUACAUGGCGCAUUUAGCUCUCUUAUAUUGUUUUUAAUACCUUAUGGCACCUACAAAGAUGGCGUAUCACCCGAUGGUACUAUAUUAAGUGAUCACAUGACACUCGGUGCAGUGGUCGCCACCAUUCUAAUUAUAGAUAAUACAGCACAGAUCGCCAUUUAUACAUCAUACUGGACAAUAUUCAACCACAUUACUAUUUGGGGGAGUUUAAUUUGGUAUUUUGUUUUGGACUCCUUUUACAAUUAUGUAAUAGGUGGUCCUUACGUCGGUUCAUUAGCUAUGGCUGUAAAAGAUCUCACAUUUUGGGCGACUAUGAUUAUAACAGUUGUUGUAAUUAUGGCACCAGUUUUGGCAUAUAAAUUUUAUCUACUGGAUGUAUUUCCGAGCCUAUCAGAUAAGAUACGUUUCAAGCGUAAACAGGCUAGUCUGCGUUCCAGGCAAUCCAGCAGUGUCAUACGUACACCAUCAUCUAGGAGAGCAAGACGAUCUUUACGAUCUGGUUAUGCAUUUGCACAUCAAGAAGGAUUUGGUCGUCUUAUUACGUCUGGUAAAAUUAUGCGAAAAUUACCGCAAGAAUUUGCAUUCCCACUUGGCUUGGGUAGUAAAAAGUCACAAGGCGCAACUUCCGUAUCCAACGAAACAACAAGAGGUAAUCAAACGAGUAUCAAUGGAGAGAGCCAUAAUUCGAGUAUGGCAAGCGUUUUGCAUAACAAUGCAGGAAGCGGGAGUAAUACCAGCGCAAAAAUCGCCAAUUCGGACAGCAUCAGUCCACGAGCGCCGUACCAAGAUUUAGACACAAUUAACCUCUAGUCUACAAAGAAUGUAAUACAUAAAUAAGUAAAUACUUACUAUAAGCAAUUAAAAUUGAAGUCAUCA
Molecule: messenger RNA, 6304 nt
Organism: Teleopsis dalmanni
Lineage: Eukaryota; Metazoa; Arthropoda; Insecta; Diptera; Diopsidae
Product: phospholipid-transporting ATPase ID-like
Exons: 21
Coding region: 179-6238 (2019 amino acids)
Biological process (GO): Golgi organization; phospholipid translocation
Cellular component (GO): plasma membrane
Molecular function (GO): magnesium ion binding; ATP hydrolysis activity; ATP binding
Source: RefSeq, a predicted model, not a curated record